Trachemys scripta elegans is the source of this 1301-nucleotide messenger RNA. RefSeq names its product junctional adhesion molecule A-like. Gene Ontology annotation, molecular function: thiosulfate-cyanide sulfurtransferase activity. Gene Ontology annotation, biological process: establishment of endothelial intestinal barrier; intestinal absorption; cell adhesion. Gene Ontology annotation, cellular component: mitochondrion; bicellular tight junction. The record is from RefSeq and is a predicted model, not a curated record. NCBI's taxonomy places the organism in Eukaryota, Metazoa, Chordata, Testudines, Emydidae.
GGUCCUUGAUAUCAGCCCAGGUGAUGGACACACAAACCAUUCAAGUUCAUGAGAAUGACCCAAUUGAUAUACCCUGUACUGCAUACGUGUCGCAAAGCGGAACACCCAGGGUCGAGUGGAAGUUUGAAAAGGGCUCUUCAAUAGUGCUGUUCUACUACAAUUCAAAAUUCACAGACCCCUACAAAGACCGUGCUAAAUACUCACCCACAGGGAUUAGUUUCUCUUCGGUGACUCGGAAGGACACGGGGAAGUACAUCUGCGAGGUCCUCUGGCCCGGGAGCGGGGGCAGUGACCAACUAAGAAAGUCAGAAGUUGACCUCAUCGUUCAAGAUGGCUUUCCACCUCCUACCUGCCAAUGCUACAGGUACGACGUCCUUAUGACCUCCAACCCCAAGAUCAACGAGAAAUUCAGGAACUCCUGCUACGCGAUCGACACCAAGACAGGAGUGCUGAUGAAUGAGCCUGUAACCAGCUUCAACACGGGGGAUUAUUUUUGCGAGGCUCAGAACAACGUUGGGACCACUCAGAAAUUGGAAGCCAUCCACUUGGAGGCCAGAAACAUCAUUUCCCACAAGGACAUGAAAGCGCUGGUCGACAGCAGGAAUGCUCGGAUUAUCGACGUGCGGUUGCCGGAGGAGGUGGCGAAUGGCCAUAUCGCCAACUCGGUCAAUAUUCCAGUGGCAGAAGUCGAGGAAGCCCUGAAGAUGGACCCUGAGGCGUUUAAGAUGAAAUAUGGCAUGGACAAGCCACGGAUGGAUGAUGAGAACUUGAUCUUCUACUGCCAGAGGGGGAGGAGAGCAGCUCAGGCCACAGAGAUUGCCAUAACCCUCGGCUAUGCCAAGGCUCGUAACUACGAAGGCAGCUACAAGGAAUGGUCUGAGAAGGAAGGGAAGUGAAGUGGGAACGACUCCACGAGGGCUGGUGUCUGUCCCUCCACACCCAGCAGCUGGCUUUUCCCUGAAGAUUCUUCCUUUGCUUCCUUGCUGCAACGUCGUCCCAUUGCUGCUGACGCCUAAUGCUGGGAUGGGAACGCUCUGGGCCCUGGUGGGCUCUUGGCUAACGCACCUGUCUGAGAAGCUGUCACUCUACUUUCUGCCUUACCUUCCAGCCCAGUGUCUCACCUGCUCCAAAUGUAGUCACUCCCCCUGCCCCUGAUAGCAGCUGGGGGGUUCAGGUACUUUAUUCGGGGUGGGGAGAUAUCUGCACCCCCCCAUUGACUCCAUCUCCCUCACCUCCCCUGGGAAUCUGGGACCCCAUCCAUUUGCUCUUCAGCUCUCAAGGAGGUAGAUUUGAUGGUCAUU